CCCUCGCGGUGGAUCCCCGCCCGAGCCACAGAGCGCGUGCGCGCGGGCCCCCAUGCGGGUGUUGUACCUGCCUGCUUCGCUGCGCACACUCGUAGUCAGUGGGCGAGACCGGCGCGGCGGAGGUCACCGCCGGGAGGCGGGACGGGGGCAGCAUGGCAGCCUCCUUACGGCUCCGUGGAGCCGCCUCCGGCCUCCGGUACUGGAGCCGCCGGCAGCAGCCGGCAGCGGCCAGCCUUACAGCGGUAUGUUCUAGGUCAAUGGCCUCUAAGACUCCAGUUGGAUUCAUUGGACUGGGCAACAUGGGGAAUCCAAUGGCAAAAAACCUCAUGAAACAUGGCUACCCACUCGUUAUUUAUGAUGUGUUCCCUGAUGCAUGCAAGGAGUUUCAAGAUGCAGGUGAACAGGUAGUGUCUUCCCCAGCAGAUGUAGCUGAAAAAGCUGACAGAAUUAUUACGAUGUUGCCCACCAGUAAUAAUGCAAUAGAAGCUUAUUCUGGAGCAAAUGGAAUUCUAAAAAAAGUGAAGAAAGGCUCACUGUUAAUAGAUUCAAGUACUAUUGAUCCUACAGUUUCGAAACAAUUGGCCAAAGAAGUUGAGAAAAUGGGAGCAGUUUUCAUGGAUGCCCCUGUUUCUGGUGGUGUGGGAGCUGCUCGGUCUGGGAACCUCACGUUUAUGGUGGGAGGAAUGGAAGACGAAUUUGCUGCUGCCCAAGAGUUGCUGGGCUGCAUGGGCUCCAAUGUGGUGUAUUGUGGAGCUGUUGGGACCGGGCAGGCUGCAAAGAUCUGCAACAACAUGCUGUUAGCUAUUAGUAUGAUUGGAACCGCUGAAGCUAUGAAUCUUGGAAUCAGGUUAGGGCUUGACCCAAAACUAUUGGCUAAAAUCCUAAAUAUGAGCUCAGGACGGUGUUGGUCAAGUGACACUUACAAUCCUGUACCUGGGGUGAUGGAUGGAGUUCCCUCAGCUAAUAACUAUCAGGGUGGAUUCGGAACAACACUCAUGGCUAAGGAUCUGGGAUUAGCACAGGACUCUGCCACCAGCACAAAGAGCCCCAUUCCUCUGGGCAGUCAGGCCCAUCAGAUCUACAGGGUGAUGUGCGCAAAGGGCUACUCAAAGAAAGACUUCUCGUCCGUGUUCCAGUUUCUCCGGGAGGAGGAGACCUUCUGAGCUUGCACUUGGCCGUGGACACUGUUGGAAACCAGACUCUUACCUUGAGCCUCCUGAUAGCUCACUCCACAAGUAAAUGAGUUUAAUCAAAAGUCACCUGUCUGCUUUUGAUUGUUUAGGUCACAAUAAACCCUGGGGUUUUCCACCCAUUUUUACCUGCUUAUUCUUGUUAUCUUUUUAGUAACAUACAUUGUCUGAAAUUUUUUUCUGCAAGCCACUGAUGGUCUCUGCUAAUUAGCUGCUUGACCUUUUACAAAAAUUUGAUCCUGGGUCAUCUUCAAUCAGGAUGUUAUUUACUUCAUUUUACAAAUAAAACCAAAUAUUUUUCAACAGGAUGAAAACCAAUCUUGAAGGAAAGAAAAGAAAUCGGUGUGAGGAGAGGAAUUAGAGAAAGGGAAGUGUGGUGAAUUGCUGUAUCCCUCGUGAAGUAUGCCCUGUUAACCAAGUGGUGGUACUUUUGCAUUACCGAGGUUACUGAUUUAUUUUCCAGGGAAUUAAUAAAGGAGGAGCACUCCUUGCUGCAUGUUUUAUAAUUUGGAGUCUGUUACGGUGUCUUAGUGUGUCCAUCCUACAACAAUUCCCACUACUCAGCAAACCUGUUUUUUUUUUGGUAUUUUCGUUUCCUUGUACAUUCUUAGUACAUAUUUUUGACUUGAAAAGAAUGACAUCUUUAGACCUAUUUCAGAGCCAAUGAUGACACUUGCUUUAGAUAAUUAUUACAGUAUUCUAAAUAGAAUCAUAUUAUUUUGAAUUCCAAUAAAUUUCUAUGCUGAUAAUA
Messenger RNA from Rhinolophus ferrumequinum (greater horseshoe bat), 1941 nucleotides. RefSeq names its product 3-hydroxyisobutyrate dehydrogenase (gene HIBADH). The record is from RefSeq and is a predicted model, not a curated record. Gene Ontology annotation, biological process: L-valine catabolic process. The transcript is spliced from 8 exons. Gene Ontology annotation, molecular function: 3-hydroxyisobutyrate dehydrogenase activity; NADP binding; NAD binding. Gene Ontology annotation, cellular component: mitochondrion. The coding region runs from base 153 to 1163 and encodes 336 amino acids. NCBI's taxonomy places the organism in Eukaryota, Metazoa, Chordata, Mammalia, Chiroptera, Rhinolophidae.